UUCGCAAAUUUAAAGGUUUCGUAUUGUUGCAACAUCAAUAACAUUCGAUAGAAUACUGAGACCUCCAACCUGCUUUCAUGGUAAACUGAUUUUCAAUAGCGCCACAAAGCAGACAGGUCACCCUCCUUCACUCUGACCGAGGUCUGCUCAUGACUGUGCUUGGGAAAUGUACUGAUCUCACAUCAGCUUCUUUCGGUUUUCCCAUCUCACCGCAGUGAGUGACUCAGUUUCCCACCGAUCUGCAGUCAGUGUCUGGCAAGCAGUCAAUUUGUAGCUACAAGUGGAGGAAACAGGUUCGGGAUAAUUAAAUUCUUAUAAAUAUUAGUGAUUUGAUUAUGUCUGUCCAAUGCGCAUGCAUGUAUUUUACUAUGGCAAAAAUAAUCUGCCUGAAUACACAGAAAUAUGAAUUGGUUGGUAGUGCAUUUUGUUCCCAAAUACCGUAUAAAUGGACCAGAACUGAUAUAUAGUAUCUCAAUAAUGAAUAACCAAUGAACCACAAAUUAUAAACUACCUAAGAUGCUUGUUGCAGAACACCUAAAGUUAAAGGAGAGGCUAGCGUUGAUUACAGGAGGACAGAACCUGAAUUAAAGGGGAAUGCAGUGUGAGGGAAGGAGGCAGAAAAGGAAGGUUGGAUGGAUGAAGAAGCUGUGAGUAUAUGGAGCUACGGGGAGGAGGAGGAGGAGCGCCUCCUCAGAAGCCAGCCACUGUGUGGUGAUCAACAUCCCAUCCUGGGCAGAACAGCGACAGACCAGCAGGCAGCAGCAGGGCUUCGAGCAGAGGUCUAAGGAGACUCGAGCAAGGCAGAGCGUCCACUUAAAGGAUCAUUGCCUGUGGAUGGACAGUACAAACACCAAUGGCAUCACAGCAGCUUGUGGAUGCGAGGGAGCCUAUCGCUGAAGAUCCAAACCCUGGGAUGGAGGGGGGCACUGUGCCUACCAGUGGUAAAGCAUGCCCUGUUCACAAUUCAGCAGUGGACGAAAACAAGAGGGGCUUCCGCAAAGGCAUUGGGAGGCAUAAUGACUACGUAAAGAUUUCUGUGCCAGACUCCAAGAUCAACCGACUGCCCAUGGAAUGGUGGAAGACGAUAAUUGCUUUCUUUUAUGCCGGCUUCAACUUGGUGCUUACCACAGUUGUCAUCACUGUAGUGCACGAGAGGGUCCCUCCCAAGGAAAGCAGCCCACCUCUCCCUGAUAAGUUUUUUGACUACAUCGACCGGGUCAAAUGGGCAUUCACAGUGACAGAGAUCAACGGCAUGGUGCUGCUGGGUAUUUGGAUGAUCCAGUUGUUUUUCUUUAGAUACAAGUCCAUUGCACUCAGACGCUUCUUCUUCCUCAUUGGCACACUGUAUCUGUACCGCUGUGUCACCAUGUACAUCACAACCUUGCCUGUACCUGGCAUGCACAUGACCUGUGCUCCCAAGCUCCACGGAGACGCUCAUGCUAAAAUGCAGCGUAUCCUGCAGCUGAUUUCAGGGGGCGGUCUUUCCAUCACAAACUCCCAUCUGUUGUGUGGAGACUUUCUGUACAGUGGACACACCGUGAUGCUCACCCUCACUUAUCUUUUCAUCAAGGAGUACUCCCCACGAUCGUUCUGGUGGUACCAUCUGAUGUGCUGGCUGCUGAGUGCCGUGGGUGUGGUGUGCAUCCUGGUGGCUCAUGAGCACUACAGUGUGGAUGUGGUUGUGGCCUAUUUCAUCACCUCCCGACUGUUCUGGUGGUACCACACCAUGGCAAACUUACAGACUCUUAAAUGCUCGCCCAACAACUACCUCACCAACACCUGGUGGAAUCCUCUGUUCAACUUCCUGGAGAGGAACGUUCAGACGGCCAUACCAUGCUCCUACAGCUGGCCCAUCACCUGGCCUCCUGCCUGCCUCAAGAGUCCCUGCAAGAAGUACUCUAUGGUCCAAAGUACACGAGAGGAGUGACCCAAGUGUCACCUGAUAAUUUACCAAAGCAGGUAUUAGAGCAGUCUUGUCCUUUUGACAAGGGCUGCAAAGUUGUGCGGAUGCCGUCUCCACUGACCUCUUUGUGUUGCAGUGUUAUUUAUUUAAGAUUUCGUUUUCUUUUACAAAUGCUCAUCAAUCCUCCGUUCAGCUUUCACAGACCUUUAAGAACAGUUCGGUAUGUUUCAGUAUUCGCAAGAUGUCGAUUAUGGAAUUGCAAAGAAAAAAAAACUUUGAUACAGUUUGGAUGGGAGUUACCUCAGUAUAACAUCAGUGUUUUGACGUCACAAGGUGCCUUAGUGUGUUCAGUGUCAGUGGUUGUAUCUAAACUGCCAUCACGUCUUCUCUAUGUUUGUUAGUAUUUGCUAUAAUUGUAAUUACCAGUGUGUAGUCUAAUCAUUGUGUCAAAUUUAAAUAUAACCAAAUUGAUAUUUCUUUUUUGUUUUUUAUUCAAAAAAUAAAAAUCCUAGAAAUAUUAACUCCUGUAGUAUCAACAAUAUCAUUGGAUAUAGUUUGGUUGUCAGGUCAACAUUUUUAAAUUUGAAGUGUAGA
Molecule: messenger RNA, 2497 nt
Organism: Cynoglossus semilaevis (tongue sole)
Lineage: Eukaryota; Metazoa; Chordata; Actinopteri; Pleuronectiformes; Cynoglossidae
Gene: sgms2a
Product: sphingomyelin synthase 2a
Exons: 6
Coding region: 854-1927 (357 amino acids)
Biological process (GO): sphingomyelin biosynthetic process; ceramide biosynthetic process
Cellular component (GO): plasma membrane; Golgi membrane; endoplasmic reticulum membrane
Molecular function (GO): sphingomyelin synthase activity; ceramide cholinephosphotransferase activity
Source: RefSeq, a predicted model, not a curated record